This is a messenger RNA of Ornithorhynchus anatinus (platypus), 1266 nucleotides long. RefSeq names its product centromere protein O (gene CENPO). The transcript is spliced from 6 exons. The record is from RefSeq and is a predicted model, not a curated record. Bases 55 to 1125 code for a protein of 356 amino acids. Lineage: Eukaryota; Metazoa; Chordata; Mammalia; Monotremata; Ornithorhynchidae. Gene Ontology annotation, cellular component: Mis6-Sim4 complex; kinetochore.
GGCACGCCGGGACGGGACCGGCCUCGGCGGGCUGCGGCUGAGCGUUAGGCGAAGAUGGAGCCCGUGACCGCCUUCCUGCGGGACGGUGUGUUAUCUCACCUGGAAACCUUGGAGGCGCGGGCUCUGGGGCUGGCCCGCCAGCAGGAGGCCCAGGAGACGCAGCGGCGGCAGCAGGAGCGCGUCGAAGCGCUGAGCGCCAAGAUCCGGGACCUGAGACGCCAGAGGGAUGAGCUCAGGGCCAGAGCCAAGGCGCGGCGCACCCGGCGCCUCCCGCAGCCCGGAGCCCCCGGCGGGAGCCCAGACCCCACCCCGCCGAGGGAGCUGACCGAGAAGGCGCUUCUGGAAAUGCGCCUGGAACGCACCCAAGCCGUCCUGCAGGCCUUUCACUGGACAGGAAUCAGCGGGAAGCAGACCAAGCCCGGGGCCUGCUUGUACAUCGGCACGGCCUUCGAGGGCACCCUCCUAGACCGCUACUACGUGGACCUGGUGGGCCGGGACCCUCCGCGCAUUCGCCGCCACUCGAUCCCCCCCUUCAUCCCCCUGGAGCAGCUCGCCGCCCGCCACCUGCGGGCGGACAUGCGGGGCUUCCUCCUCUGUCUCUCCCAGCACCUCAACGCCUACGCCAGCAGGAAGUACCAGGCCGACCGGUUCCAGAGCAGGUUCGCCGCCUGCCUGUCUGGCCCGAUGCAGAGGAACUCGGCCUGCAACCUGCUGUCCUUCACCUACCGCCUGGAGCAGGAGGGGCAGUCCUUCCACUUUGCCGCCAAGCUGGCCUACGCGGACCCCACCUCGAGCCUGCCCACAGACGUCACCGUCACCGUGCAAGGAACCCCCUCCGCCCUGAGAGAGGAGCGGCGAGCGGCCCACGCCGUCCAGUUCCGGCAGGAGCCUCUGCACCGAGCCUUUGCCACCUUAUCCGGCCUGGGCUUGGGGGCGGCGGGAGGGGUCUCGGAAGGCGUCCCGGGACUCGGCCCCCCGGACGGCCUGUCUUCCGGGCUUCUGCCUAAAACCCUCGGGCCCGGGGGCCCGGCGGGGAGGCGAUCCGGCGGGGAGACAGCCAGCGGCAGGGCGCCCUUCCCCGGGCCCAAGGCAGAGCACGCCACACCCGCUCGGACCAAGACUUGAAUCCGGCCACCCGGUCGGCUCUUCUGACCGGCGACAGGAGCUGGCCGAUGACGCACCCGUGGUGAGAAAUGAAACGUGGGAGAAUCUGUUUGUAGAUAGAAUAUAUUUUCCUCUUGAAAUACACAAUUAUUUUCUCUCCAA